Messenger RNA from Lycium barbarum (goji berry), 1551 nucleotides. RefSeq lists its product as uncharacterized. The coding region runs from base 1 to 1551 and encodes 516 amino acids. The transcript has a single exon. NCBI's taxonomy places the organism in Eukaryota, Viridiplantae, Streptophyta, Magnoliopsida, Solanales, Solanaceae. The record is from RefSeq and is a predicted model, not a curated record.
AUGGACAAUGGAGACAAAAGUUGGAUGAAUUGCCUAAGAUGGACGGAGGAGUAUAGUCAUGGAGUGAACAAUUUUCUUCAUAAGGCAUUUGAACGAGCAUCUCAAGGAGAUGAAAUAUUAUGCCCUUGCAAAAAAUGUGUUAAUCGCUACUGGCAUUAUAGAAAUGUCGUGGAAGAACACUUGGUUGUUGAGGGGUUUGUUGAUAAUUACACUAAAUGGGUUUUCCAUGGAGAAGGGUUUUACUCGAGAAAUGCACCUGAUCCAAUCAAUGAUGAUGAAGAUUCUAACUUGCGUGACGACAUUGAUGGACUGCUUCAUGAUACAUUUAGAAAUAUGGAGGGUGAGUCGGCACAUGAAGAAGUAAAGAGAGAGGGACUAUUAUCUGAAGAUGCAAAGAAAUUUUUUAAAUUAUUGGAGGAAGGGAAACAAGAGUUAUAUCCGGGGUGUGUAACUUUCACUAAAUUGAGUUUCACCAUUCAGUUGUACUUGCUUAAAACCUUGCAUGGGUUGAGUAAUGUAGCAUUUUCAGACAUUUUAGCAUUGCUGAAGGAGGCAUUUCCCUUUUCCCAGCUACCAGAGUCAUUCAACAAGGCUAGAAACAUGAUAAAAGAUUUGGGUCUUAAUUACGAAAAAAUACAUGCAUGCCCUAAUGAUUGCAUGCUAUUUUGGAAAGACAAUGAGAAAGCAGAAAAUUGCUCCGUUUGUCGGUCUUCUAGAUGGAAGAGUGUUGGUAAUGCCUUGACUAAUGCCAAAUCUAAAAUCCCUGCAAAGGUUUUAAGGUACUUUCCCUUAAAGCCUAGGCCUCAAAGGAUGUUUAUGUGUCCUGAAACAUCUGUUGCAAUGAGGUGGCAUGAUAAUGAACGACCCAAUGACGGGAAUAUAAGACAUCCUGCUGAUGGAGAAGCUUGGAAGGAUUUUGACUCUUUGCACCCAGACUUUUCUAGAGAUCCUCGUAAUGUCAGGUUGGGUCUUUCAACUGAUGGUUUCAACCCAUUUCGAACCAUGAGUAUUUCUCAUAGCACGUGGCCUGUUAUGUUAAUGAACUAUAAUUUAUCACCGUGGAUUUGCAUGAAGUCGGAAUAUAUCAUGUUGUCAAUGAUCAUUCCGGGUCCUUCAUCUCCGGGAAAUGAUAUAGAUGUGUACCUACAACCAUUAACUGCAGAAUUAAAGGAAUUAUGGGAAGCUGGGAUAGAAACUUAUGAUGCUGAAACCAACCAAACAUUCCGAAUGCGUGCAGCCUUAUUGUGGACAGUUAGUGAUUUUCUAGCAUUAGCAAUGGUUUCUGGAUGGAGCACCAUAGGGAAACUGGCAUGCCCCACUUGUAAUUAUGACACAUGCUCUCAAUAUCUCAAGCAUAGUCAUAAGAUGUGUUACAUGGGUCAUAGGAGAUUUUUGCCUCGCGAUCAUCCAUUAAGAAAAGAUAAGAAAUCAUUUAAUGGUCAGGAGGAGCAUAGACCUGCACCAACUCCUUUGUCGGGUGUAGAGUUAUUUGAAGAGCUGCGUGAAUUCAACAAUGUGUAUGGAAAGGGAAAAAAAAAGGCCUCGGGAUAA